Molecule: messenger RNA, 1547 nt
Organism: Culex quinquefasciatus (southern house mosquito)
Lineage: Eukaryota; Metazoa; Arthropoda; Insecta; Diptera; Culicidae
Exons: 2
Coding region: 152-1450 (432 amino acids)
Biological process (GO): protein autoubiquitination; negative regulation of centriole replication
Cellular component (GO): peroxisome; aggresome
Molecular function (GO): ubiquitin protein ligase binding; tumor necrosis factor receptor binding; ubiquitin protein ligase activity
Source: RefSeq, a predicted model, not a curated record
GUAAAUAUUUUGGUUUCGCAUCGGCAAGUUUCAUUAGUCAUCAAAGCAAACAAGUUGAAGUCGGUGCAAUUUUUGCCACAUCAAAGUUUUUCCCAAAAUGAAAUUUUAAGAACUGUAAAAUUUUACAAAAAAAAAAGAAAUAAUUACAAACAUGACUACGACAGUAACCAGCCAGCAGGUCCUAAACCAGCUGAUUACGAGUCUGCCCUGCGCGCUCUGCCGGAACCAUCCGCCGGUCAACGUGCACAUCUGCCCGCACUGCUCGGAACUGUUCUGCUUCCGGUGCAUCCAGGACUGGAUCCGUCAAAGCCGGAACCGGUGCGCCAAGUGCAACGGGACGCUGCCCGCGAGCAUGCUGAUCAAGCUGCGCUGUCUCGACAUCGGAACGGACAGGGUGGACGAGCUGGGCGCGGAUUUGGCCAACUUGAACAUUGGUGCGGGGAGUUCCGGGUUGAUUGUGGGACCGCCGGUUGCGGCGCCGGUCGAUUGUCAUCAGACUGAAACGCGACACGUUGAGGUGGGUAGAGCGGAACCGGUUUUGGGGGUGCCGAGAGCGGUUGAGGGAACCUUUACGCUGCGGAACGUUCACGGGUGUCGGUUGGCGUGGGUCUGCUCGGAACACGUCGUGGACGAGUUGGGCUUCAAGUGGCGGCUGAGGAUCAAGGUCGGGAAGGGUCGGGAGCAACAGUUGGGCGCGUUUGUGGAGUUGCUGUACGGCGAGGAAGGGUUCUACGAGGUUCUGCUGGAGUUGCAGAACGUCGUUCCGUUGGCGUUACUGGUGCGGGACCGGAUUGGCCACGAUGCAUACGUGGGCGUGCCGAACUUUUUGGACAAGCGAACGCUGCCGCCGGGAAGAUUCGAUCUGCGCUUCCGGUACACAAUCCGUCCAGCGGAUUUCAAAGCUAAAGUUCAGAUUCAACAGCGAUUGCUUAACAAACGAACAAGUCGAACGCAACGGCUUAAGGGCAACGGCGACUGCUUCAAUUAUCACAUUGAUAACUAUUCUGUCACGGAUUUGGAGAACCCCGACUAUCAGCAGUACACGGACCAGUUUGGUUCCGUUUGGAAGAUUGGCAUCCACGGCAAUCACGAAUUUGCAGACUUUGAACUGGUGCUCGUUAGCGGCAUUCCCGGAAUCUUUCAGCUUGAAGCCGACCUCGGCCACCCGGACGGUGGCUGCGAGAAGCACACCGCCUUCGAGCGGAACGUCCAGCUCAAUCAGCGCAACUUUUUCAACUUUCACAUCCGCUGGAACCAGCUGGCGGAGUACGGGUACGCCCACGGGCACGAGGACGUGGUCAAGGUGCGGUUUGUCGUGAGUCCGCUGCAGGUCGACCUGAAGCAGGUGGUGAAAGCUACCAGGGCCAAUAACGACGGCGAAAGUGACGACUUCAGUGAUGAGGACACACCAAACGAGUACUAUUACUAUUCGUCGUCUUCGUUCGAUUGAAGAGGGGGACAUUUUUCGGUUUGUUCUGUGCCAAAAAUGAAAUGUGAUGAUUUUUUUUUUCGAAUGUUUUUAUACGUAACUGACUAAUUUAAGCAUA